UGGCCAAUCCGGGUGUGGGUUUAACCCGGACUCUAUUUCCCAGAAGACCCCGCGGCCUGAGGCGACUUGUCCGUGCUUCACUGUCCUGGCGGCAGUUGGUGGAUCCGCAGCUGAUAAUAGGCGGCUUCCCGUUUACCUGCGUCUCCACUGGAACUCUUCUCAUCAGCCUACCUCAUCCCGACGCUGACCCCACGGACAGGGGCGCCAACCCGAGCGCUGCCUCGGAUUAAGUGUCCGUCGAAGUCGGCAAGCCCCACCUUGUCUCCCCGCGGCUCAGCAAGGGCCCAGUCCUGACGGCUGUCGCCUUGUCGCCAUGGCGCCCACCAUCCAGACCCAGGCACAGCGGGAAGAUGGCCACAGGCCCAAUUCCCACCGGACUCUGCCUGAGAGAUCUGGAGUGGUCUGCCGAGUCAAGUACUGCAAUAGCCUCCCUGACAUCCCCUUCGACCCCAAGUUCAUUACCUACCCCUUCGACCAGAACAGGUUUGUUCAGUACAAAGCGACUUCCUUGGAAAAACAGCACAAACAUGACCUCCUGACUGAGCCAGACCUGGGGGUCACCAUCGACCUCAUCAAUCCUGACACCUACCGCAUUGACCCCAAUGUACUCUUAGAUCCAGCUGAUGAGAAGCUUCUGGAAGAGGAGAUUCAGGCACCCACUAGCUCCAAGAGGUCUCAGCAGCAUGCGAAGGUGGUGCCAUGGAUGCGGAAGACAGAGUACAUCUCCACCGAGUUCAACCGUUAUGGCAUCUCCAAUGAGAAGCCUGAGGUCAAGAUUGGGGUUUCUGUGAAACAGCAGUUCACUGAGGAAGAAAUUUACAAAGAUAGGGAUAGCCAGAUUACAGCCAUUGAGAAGACUUUUGAGGAUGCCCAGAAGUCGAUCUCCCAGCAUUACAGCAAGCCCCGAGUGACACCAGUGGAGGUCAUGCCUGUCUUCCCAGACUUUAAGAUGUGGAUUAACCCAUGCGCUCAGGUAAUCUUUGACUCAGAUCCGGCCCCCAAGGACACGAGUGGAGCAGCUGCAUUGGAGAUGAUGUCUCAGGCCAUGAUCAGGGGCAUGAUGGAUGAGGAAGGGAACCAGUUUGUGGCCUACUUCCUGCCUGUGGAAGAGACGCUGAAGAAACGGAAGCGGGAUCAGGAGGAGGAGAUGGACUAUGCACCGGAUGAUGUGUAUGACUAUAAGAUUGCUCGAGAAUACAACUGGAAUGUGAAGAACAAGGCUAGUAAGGGUUACGAGGAAAACUACUUCUUCAUCUUCCGAGAAGGCGAUGGAGUUUACUAUAACGAGUUGGAGACCAGGAGGCACGGAAGGCCCAGCUGGAGAACCAUGAACCCGAGGAAGAAGAGGAAGAGGAAAUGGAGACAGAAGAGAAAGAAGCUGGGGGCUCAGGUAAAGCUGCAUAGGCCAAACCCUGGGAACCGUGGGAGGGUGGGAAACUGGGUCUCAUUCCUUUUUGUUCCCUUACAGAUGAGGAGCGAGAGAAGGGCAGCAGCAGUGAGAAAGAAGGCAGUGAGGAUGAGCGCUCAGGCAGUGAGAGUGAACGGGAAGAGGGUGACAGGGAUGAGGCGAGUGACAAGAGUGGUAGUGGCGAGGACGAGAGCAGUGAAGAUGAGGCCCGAGCUGCUCGGGACAAAGAGGAGAUCUUCGGCAGUGAUGCGGAUUCAGAGGAUGCGGACUCUGAUGAUGAGGACAGAGGACGGGCCCAUGGCAGUGACAAUGAUUCAGAGAGUGGCAGCGAUGGGGGUGGCCAGCGGAGCCGCAGCCCCAGCCGCAGCCCCAGCCCGAGCCGCAGUGCCAGUCCCUUCCCCAGUGGCAGCGAGCACUCUGCGCAGGAGGAUGGCAGUGAAGUCGCAGCUUCUGAUUCCAGUGAAGCGGACAGUGACAGUGACUGAGUCCUUUCAGGGCUGGUGCAGACAUGAUUAUGCACAGAAAGGCACUUUUCCGUGGUGUAUUUGUGAGCCUUUCACUAUUCCCCUCCCCUCCUCCAAACCUUUGCUGUUAAUAAAACCAGCUUCUCUACUUCCCUUCCCAGGUCUUAUGGUCUCAUUCUGCCUAUAUCCACCCCCUCCCACUCCAUCACUUCCUCCACCCCUACCCCAGGUGCUCGGUGACCUCUGCUUAUCAGCAUAGAAGCAAAGGCCACAGAGGCAGGACCAUUAGGUUUUCAAUGAAAUGUAGCAUAACAAAGGUCAGAAUCUUUUUUUUUUUUUGGUGUUUUUUUUUUUCCAAAAUAAGCCCAGACCAUUAAACAAGUGAAACUCCAACAAAUAAAUCUCCAACAGCGAGAAAAA
Messenger RNA from Miniopterus natalensis, 2292 nucleotides. The record is from RefSeq and is a predicted model, not a curated record. Lineage: Eukaryota; Metazoa; Chordata; Mammalia; Chiroptera; Miniopteridae.